Molecule: messenger RNA, 812 nt
Organism: Gaeumannomyces tritici R3-111a-1
Lineage: Eukaryota; Fungi; Ascomycota; Sordariomycetes; Magnaporthales; Magnaporthaceae
Exons: 1
Coding region: 159-812 (217 amino acids)
Source: RefSeq, a predicted model, not a curated record
CAUAAAAGACCAGCCAUCUCCCCCCCUGCCGCGGGUCAAGACUGUAGUUGGCAUUGUAUUAUAUAGAAAGAACCGCAGAACCCAUCCGGCUGUUAAACACGCACACACCUCCUGAUUCGCCUUAUCGUCAACCCACCUCCAGCACGUCUUCAACAGCCAUGGGUAUGUUCCGCAGCAACAACAACAAAUCCCCCACCCGCCGCCCGGAGAGGCAGGCCGGCGGCCCCGUGGAGGCGCCCCCCUGCCGCGGCGAGAAGCUCUACCUCGACUUCGCGCUCGCGUCGGGGCCCUGCGCGGGCGUCGACAGGACCAUCGCGCUGCGCGACAUCGCCGAGCUCAACGCCUACGAGGAGGCGCGCGCCCGCGCCAACCCCACAAAGCUCAGGCCCAUCAUCCCGGCGCUGUCGUCGCCGGCCCCUAGUGGUCCCACGUGUCCCGCAUGCGGCGGCGGCGGCGGCGGUCAGCGACAGGACGCCGCCGUCCCGGUAAGUGGUAGUAUUAUUAGCAACAAGAAGCAGAAGCAGAGGAAGGGAAGCGGCGGCGGGUCCAGGAUCGUGGCGGCGCGGGUCGCCAGGUCCGUUGACGCCUGGCUCGGGGCCCGCCAGGGGCUCGGGGGGCGGCUGACGGCGCCCGGCGAGUCCGGCUAUGAGCGAGUCCGGCAGCAGCAGCAGCAGCAGGCCGGCAGCGGCGCAGGGCUGGAGGGGCUGAAGCCGCCCAAGACCAGGGUGUGCGCGCGGUGCUCCGAGCCCUACGAUCCCUUCCGGCCCCUGCGGGAUCCGGGGGAGGGAGGGGUCAGCCGGGCCUCGAGGUGA